UCACUGCGCAUGCUCAGGGAGCGUGCAGCAACGGCGAUCGGCGGUGCGCUGUGUCCCUCGGACACAGUGGAUCACCGAGGGGACAUGUACACUGAUCAUCAGGGCACUGAUGAUCAGUGUCCCCUGAUGAUCAGUGUAGCCCCAGCAGUGCCACCUGUCAGUGUCCAUCAGUGCCUUAUGUCAGUGCUCAUCAGUACCACAUCAAUGCCACAUAUCAGUGCCUACCAGUGCACAUCAAUGCCACAUAUCAGUGCCCUACCAGUGCACAUCAAUGCCACAUAUCAGUGCUUCAUCUGAGCUGCCUUUCAGUGCCACCUAUCAGUGCUGCCAAUCAGUGCCACCUAUCAGUG
Staurois parvus is the source of this 350-nucleotide messenger RNA. The record is from the annotation of a GenBank genome assembly. NCBI's taxonomy places the organism in Eukaryota, Metazoa, Chordata, Amphibia, Anura, Ranidae.